Musa acuminata AAA Group (dessert banana) is the source of this 450-nucleotide messenger RNA. Its product is annotated as protein SMALL AUXIN UP-REGULATED RNA 51-like. Gene Ontology annotation, biological process: response to auxin. NCBI's taxonomy places the organism in Eukaryota, Viridiplantae, Streptophyta, Magnoliopsida, Zingiberales, Musaceae. The transcript has a single exon. The record is from RefSeq and is a predicted model, not a curated record. Bases 1 to 450 code for a protein of 149 amino acids.
AUGGAAAGGCUAGGGAGUAGGAAGGGGAAGAAGAGCAUAAUCGUCAAGGUAUUCGAGCGAUGUCGUUCCCUCGGGCACCGGAGAAGCUCAGCUGCGGCGGCCACGCCCAAGAGCAAGCCAUGGGACAGCUCCAAGUCCACCGGGAGGCAACGGGCGCCUGAGGGCUGCUUCACGGUGUACGUCGGGCCUACCAAAGAGCGGUUCGUGGUGAGGAUGGAGUGCGUCAACCACCCUCUUUUCAGGAUGCUCCUCGAUGAGGCCGAGAUGGUGUACGGCUUCACCAGCCCUGGCCCGUUGCAGCUCCCAUGCGACGUCGACGUGUUCAACAAGAUCUUGUGCGAGAUGGACCAGGAGAUGAUGGCCCCGCCCACGUGCAGCUUCGCCAAAUGCUACAGCACCGGGUAUCGUCUUCUCAGCCCUCCAAGGCUCAUCGUCUCCGACCAUCUCUAA